AUGCACGCACGGGUUCACGUAACGUCCGGCGCUUGUGCCUCUCUGGGCGCUUUUGCUCAUCUCGCCGCCCCGGCUAAUGAGAGCAGCAACAAGAGCAGGAUUCGCAGAGGCGGCAACGUGCUAGCCCAGAGCGGUAGCUACGAGAGGCAGCGGAUGCAAACGACGCAGAGCAAAGCAGCGAGCGCACGCAACGCUACGGCUCAGGCGGCCAAGACCGCGGUGAUUGGCCCGCUGCACAGCCAAUCACCGCGCCCCCGGGGUCUCCUUGCAAGCGCUGCUGCUGCUCUCAAACACGCCCUGCACCGAGCCGCUGGACAGGAAUCGAUUCGCGCGCCAGCCGGAGUCAUCGCUGGACACGCACGCGGCUUGGGUGGAGGGGGGCCUCUGGGAGCCGUGGGACGGCGACACGGCCUGGUCGUCCCCUUCGCUGCUGUCUGGCGGCGGCAAGGCAAGGCCAGGCGUCAUCAGCAUCAAAGACUGGCGCCGCCGCACAGCAACGGCCGCCUGCGCUCGCUCGCCGCCCCAACAACAAAGCGCUGGACGCAUGCGUGCGGUGGCGUCUGCCACCCCGUGCGGCGAGCCACUGACACGCAAGCGUCGCGCAGGGGUGGGCCCAUCGGGGCGCUACUGGCAGCAGCAGCAGGCUAG
Zasmidium cellare ATCC 36951 is the source of this 648-nucleotide messenger RNA. RefSeq lists its product as uncharacterized. The record is from RefSeq and is a predicted model, not a curated record. Bases 1 to 648 code for a protein of 215 amino acids. The transcript is spliced from 2 exons. NCBI's taxonomy places the organism in Eukaryota, Fungi, Ascomycota, Dothideomycetes, Mycosphaerellales, Mycosphaerellaceae.